UGAACUUUUAAUAUCUGCUGCAUUCACCUCGGCAGGGAAAACUUUCGCCUUUCAAUAACUUUCUGGACUAUUUGAACAAUAUGUUUUACUACCCUGUUGUUUUACAGCGACACACUGGAUGUUUCUCGACGAUCUGGCUGGUGGCCACUAAGGGAAAAAAGGUCCCACGCCGGGAGUUCCUGAAAGUCAACGUUACACGCACCUGUGAUGACAUCAUGAACUACGUGCUGGAGCAGGUCCCACCGCCUCAUCCCAGCCUGCCGCGACCUCGUUUCUCCUUAUACCUGUCCUCCCAGCUCCAAUAUGGCGUCGUCCUAGUCUUCCACCGCCAAUGUACCCUUCUUCUGGAGGAUAUUCAGUAUAUUUGGAGUCGGCUGUUGAAGCAGAAGAGAGCUCGGCAGCUUGACAUUGAGGACCAGGGCAAACAAGCUUUACUCUUCCGGGAUGCUCUGUCUUACCUGGAUGACGCUGAUGGAGUGCCUGAUCCUUUUUUUGGAGUAAUGGAUGAUGGCAUGGCGAGUCUCAACACACUGAUUAAGAUGGCGGACACUCACCUGCAAAUGGCCUCUCGUCAGGAGCUGACACCAAGCCCCCUACAAGCAAUCACUGCAUCUCGGGGAAGUAUCACCAUGAAAGAGACAGAGCUGUUUACCAUCCCUACCACAGAGUUUGAAGGUCCAGACCUAGAAGCCAACCUGGAAGUUACACUCGCCCAUUUGGACGAGCAACCCGACAACUUCUUAGAGGUUAUGGAAAGACAGGGGGGAGCGCCUGCCGAAGAAGAGGUUAGAGAGACGACACCGGAGAGGGAGCAAGAAAUGGAUGCAGAGCCAACACAAACCAUUCCUGAAUUGCCAGAGGACACCAUCUUGCACCCACCGGAUAAGACCCUAGAGAUUCCUCCAACCAUUGCGCAGGAGCUAACCCCAGUCUCCGCCCCUGCUGCUGCAGAGGUAGUUGCCGAGUUAGAGGCUGCGCCCCUCCCUGGAAGGAAGGUGCCGAAGCGAAAGAGGAAGAGGCAGCUGAUCUUCUUUGACCCGGAAACGCAGAUCCACUGGGGAACGCUUAAGAGGCAGAUUGAUGACCCUCUGAUAGGGACCAGAGCCCCAACAUUCCUCCCGCCUGUGUCUCAAAGGAUGAAAACAGAUGGCGAGUUGCUUGGUGCACCUUGUAACGUCCUGCCAGAAGAGCUGCUGUUGCUAUGGAAACUGUGUAUUAGCAUCACGACCGAGGCCGAGCGCGAACAACAGAGGCCUGAGGUCCCUGAAGAUGCAGCAAAACUGGGUGUGGACUCUACCUCAGACUCUGGUUUGCUGGAGAUGUCCAACCCCCGGGAGGUGAUUUACCAGUCAGACCAAGAUGGAUCUGUCUCUACUCUGCCAGGCAUUCGUGAGGAGAUAGACGAGAUGGCGGAGAAAAAAAUGGAGUCUGUUGGGUUGUUGCCAGGACUGGAGGAGCAGCAGGGGGAGACUGCUGUUUUGUUUGAAACUCUGCUGCCUCCUCAGGCUGACCGCAGAACUGUCAGCAAUGUUUUUCAAAAACUCCUUGAGGAUUUGACAUCCAGGAGGAGGCUUGUGCAGCAGGACAUGCCUUAUGGGGACAUCCUGAUUACCCCUGGUCCCAACUUUUAGGACCCAGUGUAUCACCCAAAAAUGUUACUAAUCAUUUGUUCUGUUCUUUUAUUCCUGUUCUUAAACUAUUGUAAUGUUCAUUGUGUUUUUAUUACUGUUCUUACACUAUUUUACUGUUCACAAUGUUGUCUUUUAUUCCUGUGCCUAAAUCACAGUUGUCUUUUAUUCUUGUUCUAAAACUCUUUGAUUUGUUCCUCUGUUUGUUACUCCUGAUCUGACAUAAAUUUGUUUUUACUCUGUUGCAAUGGUAACAAGUUAGAAUUAGUCUGAGGUGUUGCCACUUAUAAAGUCAUGGUCUUCCAUAUACCACAGCAUUGUCUGAUCACUACCUUGUACAAUUAUGUACAUUUGCAAUGUUAUGACGCAUUGCAAAUGUUCUGAUAACAACCAAUGCUUUAGC
Molecule: messenger RNA, 2031 nt
Organism: Nerophis lumbriciformis (worm pipefish)
Lineage: Eukaryota; Metazoa; Chordata; Actinopteri; Syngnathiformes; Syngnathidae
Gene: rec8b
Product: REC8 meiotic recombination protein b
Biological process (GO): double-strand break repair; meiotic sister chromatid cohesion
Cellular component (GO): meiotic cohesin complex
Molecular function (GO): chromatin binding; protein binding
Source: RefSeq, a predicted model, not a curated record